AUGUCCAUCCCGCGACUCAUUCCACGAAGCCUCCUACGGCCAUCGCCAUUCGCUCCCAGUGCCGUUCCAGCAUCCAGCCGUGCAUUCGGCACCACGGCUCUACGCCUGCAGAAUGUCAAGGUCAACGACCGCGUCGCUUCCACGGCGCCAGCACAUCGCGAGAACCAGACCAAGAAGCAGCCUAAUCAGUAUGUGCCGAAUACAACCUCCACCAUGACCAAGGACUUCCCCAAUGUCGGGGAGAAGCCCUCGCCUCCGGAGAUGCUGAACUCCGUGGAUCCGAACUACCGUCCAGCGGAUCCUUACCCCGGUAGAAUUGAGCAUCUCACGGGUGGACGGCAGCAGAACGGCGCGCAAAAGCCUGAGCUUGGGGUUGGGGAGAUGGAGGGGAUUACCUUCAAGGUUGAGCCGCUGAAGAGGGCUGGGGAGGAUGCAGCGACUAUGCGGGCUCGGUUACUAUACCAAAGCCGGAAACGCGGCAUCCUGGAAUCCGACCUGCUCCUCUCGACCUUCGCAAACGUCUACCUCGCGCAAAUGACUCCGGCCCAACUCCAGGAAUACGACCGAUUCCUUGACGAGAACGACUGGGAUAUCUACUACUGGGCCACGCAGGACCCGCCGACUGCGGACGCGCAAGAAACAACAGCCUCUGCUGAGAAGCCCCAGGACACCGUCACGGAAACCUGGAGGCGCACUGGCGCCAAGAGCGGUGAAUGGGCGCAAACGGUCGGUGCCUUCAAGGCUGCGUAUCGGCCUGUGCCGUCACGAUGGGCUGACUCGGAGGUCUUGCGGCUUCUGCGGCAGCAUGUGCAGGAUAAGAGCGCGGUUGGGUUUGAGUCGGCGAGGAAUAAGAAGACCGGGGGUGGGGGCUUGGGGCGCAUGCCUAAUGUGCAGGUGUUUAACUCGUGA
Molecule: messenger RNA, 909 nt
Organism: Penicillium lagena
Lineage: Eukaryota; Fungi; Ascomycota; Eurotiomycetes; Eurotiales; Aspergillaceae
Product: succinate dehydrogenase assembly factor 2
Exons: 2
Coding region: 1-909 (302 amino acids)
Biological process (GO): mitochondrial electron transport, succinate to ubiquinone; mitochondrial respiratory chain complex II assembly; protein-FAD linkage
Cellular component (GO): mitochondrion
Source: RefSeq, a predicted model, not a curated record